UUUGCAUGCCAAAAAUCUAUGGAUUAUUUUUACAAGAUUCGUUCUACAGUAACUUCAGUCGCAGCGCAAGUGAGCAACGCUCUUCCAGGUAAUCCGGUUUUCCGAGAGUAUGAAAUUUUAGCCCAGACAGCCAGUGCCGGGCCAGGUUUGAACUGGAAAAUAUAUAACGGAAAGAAACGGUCUACACAGCAAGCUGUAUCUUUAUGGAUUUUUGAGAAGAAGGAGCUUGAUAGUUGGCAGAAGCGCGAUCGCGAAAUUUUUCUGGAAGUUUUAAAAAAAGGUGUGCUGCAGUUAACAAAGCUCAGACAUCCUAGAAUAUUGGUAGUGGAACAUCCCUUAGAAGAAUCAAGUGACAUGGUGGUUAAUCGUUUUAGGGAUUCGUUCGCUUUUUGCACUGAGCCAGUCUUCGCUAGUCUUGCUAAUUGCUUAGGUCGUCAUGAUAAUCUCGGUUCUCCUCUUCCUUUCCAUCUCUCCGACUUCGAAUUUUUAGAAGUGGAAAUUAAACAUGGACUUCUUCAACUUACUGAAGCUCUCUCAUUCCUUCAUGUUGACGCACACAUGUUGCAUCGCAAUAUCUGUCCAGAAAGCAUAGUAAUCAAUUCAAAAGGUGCUUGGAAGUUAUCUGGUUUUGAGUUUGCUGUUCAAGGUAUCCCCGGCCCUAACGGUCAGCAUUCUUUCGAAAUGUUUGAAUGGGAUCAAAGGACAAUGUCACUGAUACAGCCUUGUCUUGACUAUCUCGCUCCAGAGUAUGUGGUUGGUGGCCGAUGUGACUGUUAUGCUGAUAUAUUUUCGUUGGGAUGCCUUUCUGUUGCCAUUUUUAACAAAUGUAGACCUCUUUUUGAAAAUCAUAAUACUCUGGAAACGUUUAAGAAAAACGCCGAAAAGCUAAAAACACUUCCUGCUUCUGUUUUGGUCAGUGCACCUCCAGUUUUUCGGGAUGAUUUAAAAAUGUGUCUCAACUUUACUCCGGAUCUUCGACCAGACGCCACACAGUUCUCCAAGAUUGCCUUUUUUGACGAUCCCCUUACUAAAGCAUUAAAUUAUUUUGAUUCCCUAUGUCAAAUGGACAAUAGCCAAAAAAUGCAGUUCUUUAAGAGUCUUCCGCAAAUACUGACUAGAUUCCCCAAGCGACCGCUUCUACAAAAAAUUUUACCUUACUUGUCGGCCGAGUUCACAACCCCAGAAUUGAUUCCAUUUAUACUUCCUAGCGUGUUUCAUAUAGCCGAGCAAGCAACCAAUGCCGAAUUUGAAACCAUCAUUUUGCCACAUCUUGUACCUGUCUUUUCAAUGCAGCGUCCCUACCAGAUAGUACUUUUGCUUUUGCAAAAAAUGGAACUUUUACUUCAAAAAACCCCUGAGGAUGACGUCCGCAAACAUAUAUUGCCACUUGUGUGCAACGCAAUAUCGAGUGACACUACAAGGAUUCAGGAAUUGUGUUUAUCGAUUAUUCCUAAUAUUGGGAGGCUUAUGGAAAGGAAUGCUAUGAAAACCCAAUUGUUACCUAAACUUUUACGUUUGACUACUGAAGCUGGUGUUUUAGCGGUAUGUAGUUUUUUCACUUUUGUAAUUUUUAGAAAGUCCUUGCUUUUUAUACACUUUUUUUGA
Messenger RNA from Enterobius vermicularis (human pinworm), 1605 nucleotides. Lineage: Eukaryota; Metazoa; Nematoda; Chromadorea; Rhabditida; Oxyuridae. The record is from the annotation of a GenBank genome assembly.